AUGCAGCGCCUAGCCAGCUCACUAGCUCAUCAGCUUCCGCGGAGUGCGACUCGUCAGCUGCCAGCAGGAGUCCGCAUCAAUCUGCUCGUCCAGCGACACUAUGCGGAAGACAGCGGGCCAAGGGCACUGCGCCAGACGAAACUCUACGAUCUCCACAGACUACAAGGUGGCAAGAUGGUGCCCUUUGGCGGGUUUGACAUGCCCCUCUUCUACAAGACGACAGGCGGCCAAGUGGUCGAACACAAGCAUGUGCGCGCCCAUGCCGGCUUGUUCGAUGUCUCCCACAUGGUACAGAGCAAGUUGGUAGGGAAAGGCGCGACUGAGUUCCUCAUGCGACUGACGCCCACAUCAAUCGAUGCGCUCGCCUUCACCGAUACGCUCUACUCGUCUUCUUUGAGUGUGCUGCUCAAUCAUGAUGGAGGGAUACUGGACGACCUGUUGAUCACGCGACAAGGCGAGGAUGAGUACUAUAUCGUCACCAAUGCCGGCAGACGCGAACAGGAUCUUCACUGGAUCCGAGAACAGCUCGCCGAAUUCAACAGCGCCAAUACUUACAACAUCCGCUUUGAUGUCCUAGAGAAACAGGGUCUCGUUGCUCUGCAAGGUCCAAAGGCCAUGAGGAUCCUGCAGCAAUUCACAGACUUUGACCUCACCACCCUGCAUUUCGGCAAAGCCACCUUUGCCAAUGUCGAUGGCGUACGGUGUCAUAUUGCUCGGGGAGGCUAUACGGGCGAGGACGGCUUCGAAAUCUCAAUACCGCCCAAGGAAACAACGUCACUGUCCAAGAAGAUCUUGAGCCAUCAGGAUGUCAUGCUCAUCGGACUAGCAGCAAGAGAUUCGCUUCGUUUAGAAGCAGGCAUGUGUCUCUACGGCCACGAUCUCAACGAGACCAUCAAUCCCGUCGAAGCGAGUCUUGCUUGGAUCGUCAGCAAAGCGAGGAGAACGCCAGAGAGCGCGACUUUCAUUGGCGCCCAAAGAGUGCUACAGGUACUCAGAGAAGGUCCAGCGAAGCGCCGGGUCGGAUUUGUUUGCCAGAGUGCUGUUCCGCGCGAGGGCGCACCGAUCUUCACCGAGGAUGGAUCUGAACAGAUUGGCGUCAUCACUUCUGGCAUCCCUUCACCGACGGCGAACAAGAACGUCUCGAUGGGCUACAUCAAAUCGGGGUAUCACAAGCAAGGUACAGCCGUGCAAGUAGCAGUGCGUAGGCAGAACAGGGAUGCUGUCGUGGCGAAGCUACCGUUCGUAGAGCCCAAGUACUACAGAGGGUGA
This is a messenger RNA of Mixia osmundae IAM 14324, 1269 nucleotides long. RefSeq lists its product as uncharacterized. Bases 1 to 1269 code for a protein of 422 amino acids. Gene Ontology annotation, molecular function: aminomethyltransferase activity; protein binding. Gene Ontology annotation, biological process: glycine catabolic process. Gene Ontology annotation, cellular component: mitochondrion. The record is from RefSeq and is a predicted model, not a curated record. NCBI's taxonomy places the organism in Eukaryota, Fungi, Basidiomycota, Mixiomycetes, Mixiales, Mixiaceae. The transcript is spliced from 6 exons.